This is a messenger RNA of Cynoglossus semilaevis (tongue sole), 3187 nucleotides long. It is a transcript of the gene cdh16, whose product is annotated as cadherin 16, KSP-cadherin. Gene Ontology annotation, biological process: calcium-dependent cell-cell adhesion; homophilic cell-cell adhesion; cell morphogenesis. Lineage: Eukaryota; Metazoa; Chordata; Actinopteri; Pleuronectiformes; Cynoglossidae. Gene Ontology annotation, cellular component: adherens junction; plasma membrane; catenin complex. The transcript has 18 exons. Gene Ontology annotation, molecular function: calcium ion binding; cadherin binding; beta-catenin binding. The record is from RefSeq and is a predicted model, not a curated record. Bases 249 to 2747 code for a protein of 832 amino acids.
GCAGUAAGUACAAAACUCGGAGUAGUAAGUAGUUUUGGACUAUUUUAGUCCUCAUAAAUAUUCAUCAGAUUGUAUCAGAUGUGGUGGAAUGGAACCACACUGGCCAUUGGUUUUGGAGAAAGGAAACGAAGUAGUUAGGUAUUUGUAUUGGUGAGCGUUAACCAUUAAUCCACAGGAGCAGUACAAGAACGCAAGUUUUCCAUUCGAUUUAAAAUCCUUUCACACCUCCAAGAGAGACGACGCACAAUAUGUGGACGAGUCGACUGAUGGCUGACGGACGAGCUGCUCCACUGCUGAACACUGCUGUCAGGCUGCUGCUGCUGCUGGUGCUGCAGACGGUAGCACCCUGCUCUGGGUCAAAUGUUAAAAUUGGUGUCCCCGAGAACUAUGACGGUAUCUUCCCCUGGUAUCUUGCCAAGCUCCACAGUCUGCCCGCUAAUUACAGCGACCUGGUGGUAACUGGUGAUGACGAGGGCAUCUUCGGAGUGGACAGCCACUUCCUGUACGCUCUCAAACCUCUGGACAGAGAGAAACAGCCUUCCUACUCCCUGCAGGUGUCCUUCAGAACAUCCAUGCAGCGACAGAGCUUCACCGUUGAAGUGUGCGUCAACGACAAGAACGACAACGUUCCAACGUUCAUUGAAGAAAGCAUGAGAGGCAGCGUUCAGCUCGGCCUUCUCAAAAGAAUCCCGUUCAUGCAGGUAGAGGCCGUGGAUCGUGACGAUCGUAACACGCCCCACGCCGACCUCAGAUUCAGUCUAAUGGAGCAGACGCCCAGGAUCCCCUCCAGUCAAAUGUUCUUCAUUGACUCCAUCACUGGGGAGGUUUCGCUCACUGAUGAAGGAGCUUCUACCCUGGAUCCAGACAUGUGCGGCCGUUAUAAGCUUUCAGUGAUGGUGAGGGACAUGGCUGGGAAAGCCAAUGCCUUCUUCUCCAGUGGCAUUGUUACUGUGGAAGUGACAGGAAACGCUUGGGCAUCCCCUGAUCCUGUGAGACUACAGGAAAACCUCCCUGGUCCUUACCCUAUCCCAAUCUCCCAGGUGAAGUGGAGUGGUAGUCAGGCGGUGUACAGUCUGGAGGGAGAAUUUCCAGAGAUGCUCUUCACCAUCAGCAGAGAAGGAGUCAUUUAUCUCAACGCUCCUCUGGACAGAGAGACUCAGGACCAGUUCCAGAUCAGCAUCGUGGUUGAGCGCCCAGAUGGCAGAGAGAUCGCCAAGCCUGUGGAACUAAGGGUGAUGGUGGGCGACACCAAUGAUAACAGACCCACCUUUCCACAAGCACAAUAUCACACUGUGGUGAAGGAACUGUCAGCCCGGGGUACAGAAAUCCUGACAGUGCAGGCAGCAGAUAACGACGACCCCAAGACAGACAACGUUCGGAUCUUUUACCGCUUGGUUGGGCAGAUUCCUGAGAGCCCUCGCGCCCUGUUCAGAGUGGAUCGUGACUCAGGGGUCAUCUCCGUGCAGGCCGACAGUAUGGAAGGCACAGCACCACAGUACACGCUCACCAUCACUGCAGAAGACGCCAAAGGUUUAAACAGUUCCUGCACAGUGGUGGUGACGGUGCAGGAUGAGAACAACAACCCACCAGUCUUCUCCCAACAUGAGUACGGACCAUUUCACAUCCCAGAGGAUGCUGCUGUGGGAACCACUGUAACAGCUGUGCUGGCAGGAGAUGCAGAUGUUCGAGGAGGAGACAGCUGGCAGGUCAACUACCGCCUAGAGUCUGGAAAUGAGGAGGACGUCUUUACAUUGGUGACAGACAGGCAGACCAAUGAGGUCUCACUUGUUCUUUCUAAGGUUUUGGACUUUGAACGUGAAAGCGAAUACAUCCUGGUACUCAGCGCUCAAAAUCCCGUCGCUCUGGUACGUGGUCGAUAUGGACCUGCAUCCACAGCCACCGUCUCUAUUUAUGUGGAUGACGUAAAUGAAGGUCCAGUCCUGUCUCAGAGCCAUUAUGAGGUGACGGUGAGAGAGGGUGAAGAACCCGGAAGGGUAAUUGCCACAAUUCGAGGCUACGACCCAGACUCUCACCCUAUCAGAUAUUCUCUACAAGGGGAUACAAAGAAAUACUUUUCCAUUGGAAAAUAUUCUGGAGAACUGAAGACCGUGCAGGCCUUGGACAGAGAAGAGAACAGCACGUACACUAUGGAAGUCAUUGCAGUAGAUGGUCGAAACUCAUCCUUGUCUGCAUCUACUCUGGUGACUGUUCAAAUCCUGGACGUGAACGACAACAGCCCAGUGUUGGUUGGAGACUACUCCUGGAAGUAUCUGUGCACACCUCGCUGGGAGGACCAGGCUCUAGUGCUGGCCUCACGAGACAGUGAUGGGCCACAGCACGGAGGGAGGCUGAACUUCUCGCUGCGCAGCGACGCCACAGUUCGACGGAACUGGAAGCUCACGCCCAUAAACGAUACUCACACCAACCUGUCCCUAAACAUCCCAUACCUGGCUCCUGAAGUCUACACUGUGCCCUUCACCAUAUCCGACAGCAGCUCCCCUCCUAGGAGCACCUUCAUCAACCUGCCGGUAACAGUGUGUCCCUGCAACAUCAGGGGCAACUGCAAGGUGGCUGCCAAGCAGUUACAGGGAAUGCCAACAAUUCAGUCUGCAGUGGGUAUUUUACUCGGCACCUUUGCUGUCAUAGGAACUAUCCUCGUUGUUGUCUUUAUGCGCCUGUCCUAUCAGAAUCCACAAAAAGAGAGCACGACUCACCAGGAGAGAGUUCCACUCAAAAUUUCAGUCUAAAGAAAAUGUUUUGUUUGUUCUGGCCAGGCAAAUGGAAAAACAGCACCAGCAUGGACUUAGGGCAGUAAAACAUCUGUAUAUUUGUUAAGAAAAAAAAAAGUGUCUUUUAGUUUCAGUAAAUGCUAUGAAAACUGGGAUAAGUCAAAAUAGUGUUUUUCUAGUGAUAGUUUGAUUUUAGUUUUUUAAAAUAUUGAUACAAACAGAUAGAGGCUACAGUGUGUACUGCAAUGUCAUAUGUAGAGCCUAAUUUACACAGCUUUUCAUUCAUCAUUGUUGCAUUUCUGAUCAUCACUGCAGCAAUAAUUUCUUAAUUACCAUAAACAAUAUAAUGUAAUUAAGAUUUCACUGUGCAUUUCAGAAUAGACGCAGAAUAACUGUAAAUGCUGGGAUCGGUAUAUUGUAUGCAACAUUUAAAUAAAAAAUAAUGUUUCAAAGUCAAA